Molecule: messenger RNA, 886 nt
Organism: Tricharina praecox
Lineage: Eukaryota; Fungi; Ascomycota; Pezizomycetes; Pezizales; Pyronemataceae
Exons: 5
Coding region: 188-886 (232 amino acids)
Source: RefSeq, a predicted model, not a curated record
GCGACCGUUUGACACAUGUAGAACCAGCCCCGCACAUCAAGGUCCCCGCCAUCAUCGCCGGGCUGAUGCAACAACACAACAGCCAUAGUCGAGGAAAAAAAACACCCAUAUCCCUCGACGAUCUCUGCGUUGCCCCGCACACACCACACACUACACCCACCAGAGUUGGCUUUCCGAAUAUCGCGACAUGUAUUGGCACAAGCAGACGGGUUGGUUAUGUAACAUGUUGUUUGGGGGCAUGUUGUCGACCCCCGCAGGGCUGGGAAAUGAGCAGCAGGAUUUUCCCACAAGUGAGCAGGAGGAGCUUCAGGGCAGUACGGAUGCAAGUUUGCCACUGGAGGAUGCCGUCGGCACCGCGACAGCCGUCUUACUCAAUAGUCUUCAGUCGAGUGAAUGGUCAGGUCAGCCGAGAGAUCAGCGUUCCGAACUGUGCGGGAGCGAACAGGAAAUCCUGCACGAAAUUGCCGGAUCAAAUAUGAGGACGGUACUGGGGCGAGAGUCUGGCUUAACCCGUGGGGCGGGCAGCCUUCCGGACCCCCCAGACCUGUCUGGUAAUGAGAGGAACCUCCAUGAUGGAGGUGGUGAAUCAAGCGUGAUGUUGACGUGGAAUCGCGAGGAUUCGAUCACCGGAGAAGGCGCAUCAGUAGAGCUCCCACGUGGUACAAACAUUGGCGACACGACCAACACGUUUUCCCGUGAAGUGCCGAGCAACAGCGGGGACCUGCCAAUGACAAACAAUGACAACCGUCGGGUCUACAAGGACGCCAAGCACAACGAAUUCCAGCAGUCGCAAUUCAACGCCCCCGUAGCAUUCGGAUCUGUGGUUAUCAACAACUCCCAAAAGGGAAACGAAGAAGUUUUGAGGGAAUUCGGUAGGCGAUCAUAG